Eucalyptus grandis is the source of this 914-nucleotide messenger RNA. RefSeq names its product F-box protein At1g55000-like. Bases 38 to 859 code for a protein of 273 amino acids. NCBI's taxonomy places the organism in Eukaryota, Viridiplantae, Streptophyta, Magnoliopsida, Myrtales, Myrtaceae. The record is from RefSeq and is a predicted model, not a curated record. Gene Ontology annotation, molecular function: protein binding. The transcript is spliced from 2 exons.
UCCAUAGACAUUUCUAUCUCUCUCUCUCUCUCUCUAAAUGGGCUGCUGCGGCGACGGCGACGGCGGCGACGACCGGGAGCAUCCACCCCAGACCCCCGAUCCCUCUCCUCCGCCGCCGUCCUCCGACGCCGCCUCCUCCUCCUCCGCCUCCGCCUCCGCCGCCGCCGACGAUUCCACCAUCUCGCCGAUGAACUCCCACUUCUCCGCCCUCGCCUGCCGCGACACCCUCCGGCUCAUCUUCGAGAAGCUCCCCGUCCCGGACCUGGCCCGCGCGAGCUGCGUCUGCCGCAUCUGGAGCUCCGUCGCCUCCGAUCGCGACAUGGUCACCCGAGCCUUCGCGGCCCCCUGGAGGUUGAAGGAGGUGGUCGGCGUCCUGAGCUCGGGCAGCUUCUGGAGGGAUAACGGCGUGGGGAAGUUCGCGAUCUCGCACCGGAUUAAGCGCGGCGAUAGCGUCGCGAGCCUCGCCGUGAAGUACUCCGUUCAGGUCAUGGACAUAAAGCGCUUAAACAACAUGAUGAGUGACCAUGGUAUAUAUUCGAGGGAGAGAUUGUUAAUCCCCAUAAGCAACCCUGACAUUCUUAUCGAUUCCACAUGCUACAUAGAGCGAGAUAACCAUGCAAAGAGGGAAGUCGCCGUGCUCUAUCCAGAAGGCGUGCGAGACAUAGAGAUAAGUUCUUUGUUGAAGAGGACCACCUCUGAACAGGGGAAGAAGAGAAUUCUCAACUCGCUUAGGAGGAGCAUGCAGGUUGAUGAUGGGACUGCUCAGUACUACUUGUCUAUCACCGAUGGUGACCCAAGGGCUGCGCUCUCGAAAUUCUCCGAAGACCUUAGGUGGGAGAGACAGGUGGGAUUGGCCUAAAUGAAACGGUUAGGCAACAUUAUGGCUGCUUUAAUAAGAUGAAACGAAUGGUGAC